This is a messenger RNA of Ostreobium quekettii, 474 nucleotides long. NCBI's taxonomy places the organism in Eukaryota, Viridiplantae, Chlorophyta, Ulvophyceae, Bryopsidales, Ostreobiaceae. The record is from the annotation of a GenBank genome assembly.
AUGGCGGCAGUGAACCAGGCAUGCCCGCACAGGACGCACUGCGCCUCGCCGCAUGGCAGCCGCCGCGACGACCAUCCCUUCAAACCGCGGCCGACGGACAGGCUUGUGGGAUGGGCGCCGGGCGCCACCGACGUCCGGGUCUUCAGGGCGGACCGCUGGACAGACUGGAACGCGGACAAGGCCAGGACCAUGCAGGAGAUGAGUGGGAGCCGCGACUCUGGCUGGUGCGGACACAACUGGCGCGACGGCAACCCGGGGCGUCCAAAUGGCGCCAGCUUCAGUGGCGACAUCCGCAUCCAAGUCGAUGGGCGGAAUGGAUUCAAUGGUCGGGCUCACGGCCGGUGCGGCGUUCCCGGCGUUGGCAGGAUUGAUGCAUGUGUCGAAGGCGGGGCGUUGGCGCGGAGCGGGGGGACGGCGAGGAGGGGCAUGGGCGGAGGGGACGAGGCGGGCGGCGGCCUGGCGCGCGAGGCCUAG